Molecule: messenger RNA, 3948 nt
Organism: Etheostoma cragini (Arkansas darter)
Lineage: Eukaryota; Metazoa; Chordata; Actinopteri; Perciformes; Percidae
Gene: ndfip2
Product: Nedd4 family interacting protein 2
Exons: 8
Coding region: 236-1000 (254 amino acids)
Biological process (GO): metal ion transport; positive regulation of protein ubiquitination; ubiquitin-dependent protein catabolic process
Cellular component (GO): endoplasmic reticulum; Golgi apparatus; perinuclear region of cytoplasm
Molecular function (GO): WW domain binding
Source: RefSeq, a predicted model, not a curated record
GGAAGUCUUAGAUUCCAUGAGAAGUUUGACUGGGUACUUUCUAAGCGAGUGCACAGCAUAGUACAUGCACAGUAGAUUCAGCCAUUUCUGUCAUCGGUCUGAGUCCUGUAAUUCUACGUUGUGUGGGAGAAGUAUCUCCUGUCUGUAACACAAAUUUUGGAGUAACGUUUACAACAACUUAGGUUUUCCCUACCGUAUUGUCGGCUGGCUUGCUUGCCAGCUGAAUCUCGUCGGGAUGGACCCAGCAAGCCGAUACCAAGUGUUGGACAAUGAGGAUGACUCUUCGGAGGCCUCAACCAGUGAGCAGCAGCCUUGCACUUCAGCUACAGCCCAGGCUGGUAUGUCCAGCCAGGAGCAGAACCAGGCCGGCCCGGCGCCUGCCGCAGCAGCAGAGGAAGCAUCGGGAUCAGGGACUCAGGGGGAGGCAGAGGCACCUCCACCCCCUUACGCCUCCAUUGACCUGGGAGCAACCGCCGCAGCACCCGAGACUAGUUACCGUGGUGACUUCCCAGUGCCUCCGCCCUACAGUGUCGCCACAUCACUGCCGACAUAUGAUGAAGCGGAGAAGGCCAAAGCGUUCGCCAUGGCUACCUCCACUGUGGAGGUGAUGCCACAGGUUGAGGAAUUCCCUCCCAGGGAUGAUUUCAGUGACGCUGAUCAGCUUCGAGUUGGGAACGAUGGAAUCUUCAUGUUGGCCUUUUUCAUGGCCUUCCUGUUCAACUGGAUCGGGUUCUGUCUUUCCUUCUGUCUGACCAAUACCAUCGCAGGACGCUAUGGAGCCAUCUGCGGAUUUGGCCUUUCCCUCAUUAAGUGGAUUCUCAUUGUCAGGUUCUCCGACUACUUCACUGGCUACUUUAAUGGGCAGUACUGGCUCUGGUGGAUCUUCCUGUUGCUCGGUCUCCUGCUGUUCUUCAGGGGUUUCGUUAACUACCUUAAAGUCCGUAACAUGUCCGAGAACAUGGCCACCUCUCAUAGAACACGCCUCUUCUUCCUCUACUAAAAGGUUUCCACACCAUCACCAUUCCUUUCCAAUGUGAAGUUCCCUCCCUCACCCUCGAAUAACCUGAGCGAGGAGCCGUGCAGUGCAAAGAGGAGACUGGGAAGAAAGGAAGGAAAGACGUAGGGAGACAGUGUUACCAAUCUCAUUAAAAACAUAACACGGCUCACUUCAAACUUCUGAACAGAGCCAAACAAAACGAGUCUACAAUAAUCUAUCUUCUAGCUUUGUUUUCAUUUUUCAUUUUCCUUUGAUUCUAAACACAAUUUGAAAAAAACAAAACAAAAAAUGCAGUCCCCAUACGUGUCAAGAUGUAGCUCUCAGGAGUAGGAGGGCUUUUCAGAUACAUGAACAUGGUUACCUGAGGCCAAUUCAGCCUCCCAUAAUGAGAUAUGCAACAUUUUAAGAGUUGCAGAGAUGUUAAAUAAAAACACAGUCCAACUAUUUCAAUGAUCAGUGUCGUAAAUGUCAGAAACACAAAAGUUUCUCUAGCUCUAUUGUGUAAUCAGCUUAUGUUUGACAUAACCUCUGUCCAGAAACAUUAGGAAUUUUAAAAAUGGACAACACGCAGGAAUCGGAAACCUACUCCUAGCCUUUGAUAUUCAAAUCUCCUCUUCCAGCUUUUUCUACGACUUUUGCACAUUACAAUAUAUCUCGAGCAGUUUUAGCACUAGCUUUGCCAUUCCACAUUUUUAAAUUCAGGGGGUUUUGAAUAAGUCUUACUUUUAAACAGUGAUGUAGCAUUUUUACGCCCUCGUUUACAUAUGGUGUGGCCAAAGUCGGCCUACUUUAGUUGACAGUGUGCAUCCUUCUAACAUCUCAGCCUCUUGACCCUGAAAACAAAUAAGAAGCCAAGAGGAAAGAUGGAAGAUUUUCAUCUCAAGGGCACUCAAAUGUGCACAAACGAGGAAAACCAGAGUGACGCAGUGAGCGGUUUACAUAUCACAGACCCUGAUGCAUUUAGUGUUUUUAAAACAAACACAAUUUCCGACUUGCCCACGCUUAUUUCGUUUACCAUGACACGGAAAAAUAUGAUAAAGGACAGAAAACUCCUUGGAAUAAAUUGAAACUCUUAAUUAAUGUCAAUGUUUUUGAGACAAGCAAUUAUUAAAUUAAGCUCCUGACUGAACUAACUGAAACAGGAAACAACAAUUUUUCUAUCGAUACUCUCUGAGCCACUGAACGGAAAAAGAGGAAGCCAGGCAGUCAAUGAAAGUCGGUAAAAUUUGCGUAUUUACUAAAAAUACUAAAAAAAAAAGGAUUGUAAACUGAACCUAAUAUAUGUGAUACAUGUGCGCAAUAAGAUCUCCAUACAUUUUUCCUAUUCUUUUUGCCUUCAAAUGAUAACUGUCAUGCUAAGCUGACCUAUGCAGUACAGAUGUUCAUCAAUCAUGACCUUUUUAGAGGGCUACAGUUUCUCUGUUGGAAUCUAAGAAAAAUAAAAAGCGUCUGCCUAACUACCAAAAAACAACAACUUCAUAAUCUGUUUUUAACCAUAUGUCACAGCAAGACAUAUUUGUCACCUUUCCUGGGCUCAGUUUAUCAAAACACGCUGCUUUUUGUUCUUCUCAAACUCUACACUGGCAAAACAGUGUCUGUAAGCUACAGAGGAGCGCAGAUAAUCAGUGGAGGCUCCUUGGACUAAUCCGUGUUUUUAGACCACGCAGGCUGCUCUAGGCUGAUCGGUGAAAAGUGGCCCAAAAGCAGGACUAGUGAGCACCUUCUUCAGUGCUGUGGAAGGGGAAUUGAUAAUUAGACUCUUUUGGAACAAAAAAGUCAUAUGCAUUUCAGUUCUCUGUAAUGACCUACAUUAGUCGUGGAGUUAAAGUCCUGUGAAUAGUUUUGCCAUUAGAGAUUGAGAUCAGUCGGACCAGAGUGAAGCGGUAGUUAAUUUCCGGGGUAAAGCUGACAUGCCCUUUGAACAAGCUGCACACUAUGUGUGUGUGUGCUGCACACGUUUGCCAACACAAGGAUUUAAAUUACCAGUAAAGCAGAAGAAAAAUGAAAUAAAAGCUAUUAAAAUGUGACUCUUCGGGCAUGUUCUGCAUGAUUUUGAGAAACCUAACACAUGUAUUUCUCUUUGAGAUUUUAGCUUUUAUAAUUACAUUAAAAUGUUCUUUUUGUGGAGCAAGAAACUUUUGGUGAUGUAACAUAGCUCCUAUUAGAAAGUUGGACUCUGUGUGGGGGAAAACACUUUUUAACAUGUGAUGAACUGAGAAUGACAUCAGCAGCUGUUUUCAGGGGGUACAGUCCAGUGGGAGUGCAUUAGUCUUUCAGCUUUUGCUCUUUGAAAAUGGAGCCUGACAAAGAAGAAAAUCCUGUUUUUUUUUUAAAUAUUUUUUGGUCAUCCAGAUAACAAAAUGUAUAUACCAGCUUAUGCCAAUUCAUAAUAUUUGCACUUUGAAGAACUUCUGUACAGUAUGAUUUGUGAAUCUGCUUAACUUGUGGUGGAAAGAGAAAAGAAGAAGAAAAAAAUGUUUGCCAUCCACGUUUUACAACUGGAAUACUUAAUCAUCCCCAAUGGAUAAUUUGCCUUUUGCACUUUUUAUUUUUCAAUAAUGGUAAUAUUGUUAUUGUGUGUCUUGUUUCAUCACUUUUAGCCUACUGUGACAGUUUAAGUAUUGCCCAACUUUUUCAUGCUUUUUUUUUCUGGUCAUAUCCAACUAAAGCUUUUUUUUUUUGCAAUAUCAAGGUCUUUCAACAAAUUGAGCUCUGCUGCAUGAUUUAUCCACCUGAAUGAGUGGGGUAGAAUUAAUCUAGUACAAUUACAUUUCUUUGUAAAUAAAUAAAUAAAAAAUGGGAAGGCAGCCAAACUAUUUUUUUGUCUUAAGAUAAUUCUUGUGAUGUCUUCUGAAGCGGUUGUUGUGCAUUUAUCAUAACUGGAAUGAAAUUGACAAAUGAUUUCUUGCAAAAAUGCCAAUAAAGUUCAAAAGCCUGUCUGUUACACUUUA